Phytophthora nicotianae INRA-310 is the source of this 2364-nucleotide messenger RNA. RefSeq lists its product as hypothetical. The record is from RefSeq and is a predicted model, not a curated record. Lineage: Eukaryota; Oomycota; Peronosporomycetes; Peronosporales; Peronosporaceae. Gene Ontology annotation, molecular function: nucleic acid binding; zinc ion binding. The transcript is spliced from 2 exons. Bases 1 to 2364 code for a protein of 787 amino acids.
AUGGUCCAGAGAGCGGCUGGCGGUACUACCCGAGGCCGAGGGAGCGGUCGGUCAUCUCGUACUUCAGGCCAAGGACGGAGUCAGUCCGUGACCCGCGGAAGCGUGGCGGCCGCUUCGGAAAGCGCCGACCCGAAGGUCACUCAGGCACCGACGCCUACUCAGGGAACGGUGCCGACGGGAACGUCGACUGUCUCGGGGACGGCGGGAGCAGACGCAAGUCCAGUAGUCGCGUCGAAGACCCAGGGGGGCCCCGUGCAGGCACCCAGCCCAGGUCUUCAACGCGCGAUCGAUUACUUCCAAGGCCAGCUAGGCUUGUCGGUGAGUGAGGGAUCCACCUUGAUUCCCUCCCAAGCCCACACUGAGAAUGUGGCCGGGAGUCAGACAGUUGCACUAUCGACACCUCCCCUUUGGAACUACGGAAGAACCCCAGAAGUGACCAAUGGGAUGACUCCCCUGAUAAAUUCUGCGACCACAAGAGUAAGGACGGCCAUCCCGUCCUACGGGGGUUGUACUAUCGGGAGCCAGAUGAACCCGACCAAUCCUGGAUUCAACCCAUUCUUCGUUAACCCCGACUGGGCCCGCACGCCCGUGGUGCCCCAGACAAUCCCCGCUGCUUCAUCUGGAUCCGCUUGGAACACCCCCUUGACUGCAACGCCGGCCGGGUGGCAAAGCGCAGCCCGAUCCGGAGGAUAUUCGUAUGCGUACCAACCAACUACUCCGAAUACUCCGGCACUCUACACUCAGAGUGGGUGGCCAGGGACGCCAUCUACUACUACGGGAAGACACUACGGACCUGGAGGGCCAAGUGGACCAGGAGGGCCAAGUGGACCAGGAGGCCCGAACGGUCCGGGAGGACCUGGAGGUCCGGGAGGCCCGGGGGGACCGAAUCCUCCUGAGGGCUUCCCUCCCUCGUCGGGAGCGCCGUUUCCAGGGAAUAACGGUUUCACCGGUGGAGGCUUCCAGAAUAGUGGCCCAACUCACUCGCAGAUGAUGGGAUACGUGUCGUACGGGAUGCCUUCUCACAUCAAGAAUGCGGUCCGCAUGAUACAACCGUUCUACUCGGAUGGGUCUUCGGUAGAGAAGGCAAGGACUUUCUGGGAAGCAUUCGAACGUGCUACGGAGGGAUUGAGCGAGCCCUUGAGGCUGAGUGCGUUCCGUGAGUGCUUAAAAGGAAAGUCAGGUGAAGAAUGGUGGACUCACUCGCAGAUCAACGACUUCGAGACUCUCCGGACACGGUUCCACAACCAGUUCGUGUGCCAGACCCCGUUGCAGAUGAUCGAGCGCCUCAAGACCACCAAGCGUCCAAAAGGCGUGUCAGCCGAAGUUUGGGGAGACCAAGUUUCUAGUCUAUGUGACGCCGCUCAGUGCUUCGACCCUCAGAUGAGGUACCAGUACUUUUUGUCGGGACUGCGUAACUCGGAAUGGAAGGCAGCGCUGGCUACGACCAUGGUGAAUUCAAUUCCCGAAGCCGUAGCCUUCCUACUGUACAAGAAUAUGCACCUACCGGUCGAAGAUGCGUCCGAGUUCGAGGAUGACUCGUCGAAGAACGAUGAAUCCACAAGAGCUAUGGUGAGGCAAGUGAUGGGAAUGGUACAGCAGACUCAAAAUCUGCUGGCGCAACAACACCAACUGGGGGUUCCUAUGAACCACCAAGUCGCCGCCGCGUACCAGACCUCUCAACAAAGUCAAGUACCGAACCAGAUGAGUCCGGUGGCUCCUCCGUUCACACCUGGGAGAGGAAUUCGCCAAGGCGCAGACAUGUACACGCAAGAUGGCCACAUUGUCUGUGGGAGAUGCCACACGCUGGGGUGCAGUAGAAUCACCUGCUGGCGGAGUCGAGCCACGUGCACUAACUGUGGACAAGAAGGACACGCCCGUAUGGAGUGCGAGGAACCCUACAAGCAGCCUAAUCGGCCCCAAGGCCAGAGUCAACAACGCACUAGCCCCUAUAACAACCGUAACGGUCAGCAACGUUCCGGAAGGGCUUAUUUCCUCUGCAAUCAGAAGGAUCAUCUAGUUGCAGAGUGCCCGGUGAGAGCUUCAUUUCAGCAGUACAAGUCGCAACAAUCGACGGGGAGCGGUGCUCAUCAAGGGCAAACACCCGACGCAAACGAGGCCGCUUUGAACUCUCGAGGAGAGUCGACCGUCGCGUAUGAAGUGGGCCUCGUCUCGAACGGAAUGAAUCAACCCACCCGGGAUGCGACUGAAGUGAAGGUAAAUGAAGUGUAUGUGACUGAAGAAAUGGAUCAAGAAGGACAAUUUGACGAAGAGCUGAGCUCGGAGAGUACCGAGCGCGUGCAGAGUGUGUCGAUGGUAGCAGAGGCUACGGAAGCAUCGAGAGUGAACCCGCAAAGAAAAGUCUGA